CCCUCUUCUCUAUUUAAACCCUCUGCAUCCAUCCAUUCCUUCCCCAACGCGCUCUAAUGGCUUCCGAGAAAGUUGAAACCGUAAUCGCAGGCAAUUACGUUGAAAUGGAGAGAGAAGAAGCUGAAUCUUCAAGCUCCACUAAGUCCAAGCUCUCUGCACUCUUCUGGCAUGGCGGCUCUGUUUAUGAUGCUUGGUUCAGCUGUGCUUCAAAUCAGGUCGCUCAAGUGCUACUCACACUUCCAUAUUCAUUCUCCCAACUGGGAAUGCUUUCUGGGAUUCUCUUCCAGCUCUUCUAUGGUCUAAUGGGAAGCUGGACUGCUUAUCUUAUUAGUGUUCUUUACGUUGAAUAUCGAACCAGAAAGGAACGGGAGAAGGUUGAUUUCAGAAACCAUGUCAUUCAGUGGUUUGAAGUUCUUGAUGGGUUGCUUGGGAAGCACUGGAGAAAUGUGGGCUUGUUUUUUAACUGCACUUUUCUCCUCUUUGGAUCUGUGAUUCAGCUGAUAGCUUGUGCGAGUAAUAUCUAUUACAUAAACGACAAUUUGGACAAGAGGACUUGGACGUAUAUCUUUGGCGCUUGCUGUGCUACCACUGUCUUCAUUCCUUCUUUUCACAAUUACAGAAUUUGGUCGUUUCUUGGUCUUGUGAUGACUACUUACACUGCUUGGUAUAUGACCGUUGCUUCCCUUAUCCACGGACAGGUUGAGGGAGUGAAGCACUCGGGGCCUAGUAAAAUGGUUCUGUACUUCACUGGGGCUACCAACAUUCUUUACACCUUUGGAGGACAUGCUGUAACAGUGGAGAUAAUGCAUGCCAUGUGGAAGCCCCAGAAAUUCAAGCUCAUUUACUUGAUGGCAACGCUCUACGUGCUUACACUGACACUGCCAUCAGCUUCAGCUGUCUAUUGGGCUUUUGGCGAUGACCUCUUAACCCAUUCAAACGCUCUUGCUUUGCUCCCAAGGAAUGGCUUUAGAGACACUGCCGUCAUCCUCAUGCUCAUCCAUCAGUUCAUAACAUUUGGGUUCGCCUGCACACCUCUCUACUUUGUGUGGGAGAAAUUCUUAAGAGUACAUGAAACAAAGAGCUUGAUCAAGAGAGCUCUCACGAGACUACCGGUCGUGAUACCGAUAUGGUUUCUCGCAAUCAUUUUCCCAUUCUUCGGACCGAUCAACUCGACGGUCGGAUCCCUUCUCGUUAGCUUCACCGUCUACAUAAUCCCUGCUUUAGCUCACAUGGUCACUUUUGCUUCUCCAUCAGCCAGAGAGAAUGCAGUGGAGAGAGCUCCAUCAUUGUUGGGUGGCUGGGCAGGGCUAUACUCUGUGAACAUAUUUGUGGUGGGGUGGGUCCUGAUUGUGGGAUUUGGGUUUGGAGGGUGGGCUAGCAUGCUCAACUUUGUUCAUCAAGUUAGCACAUUUGGGCUAUUCACCAAGUGCUAUCAGUGCCCUUCUCCCAAGCACUGAGCUGAGAUAAAGUGAACAUAAGUAUGUUUGUGUGUAAAGAGAUUGGGAAUCCCUUAAAUUUUUCUUCCUUUUUUGAUGUAUUGGUGAUGAUUUUAAGACAAGGUGUGAUGGCAAUGUCGGCCACCCCUACACAGACACUCCAGCUGAGUUUGUAGCUGGUGAGUCCUUUAGCUUUCCCUUUUUGAUAUUAAAAACUCUGUUAAGUCUUGUUCUUCAUGAAUAUGAGAUUCUAUUCAUCAUUCGAUC
Cucurbita pepo subsp. pepo (vegetable marrow) is the source of this 1703-nucleotide messenger RNA. Its product is annotated as auxin transporter-like protein 3. NCBI's taxonomy places the organism in Eukaryota, Viridiplantae, Streptophyta, Magnoliopsida, Cucurbitales, Cucurbitaceae. The record is from RefSeq and is a predicted model, not a curated record.